CCUCCGCCCUCCUCCGAGGAGUCCCUGGUCGCCCUCCGCGUGAUGCGGCUGUGCCGGCCGUCCUUUGUGCAGCAGCCGCCGCUGCCGGGCGCUGCAGUCUCCGCGGCGGCCUCGUCGAGCGGCGCGGGUGGCGUCGACGACGGCGCCCUGCUGACCGGCUGGAUGGCGCUGCCGCAGUCGUUUGGCGACAUCUACCUGGGCGAGACCUUCUCGUGCUACAUCUCGCUCGCAAACGUCGCCGGCUUUGAGCUCGGCGCGGUCGCGCUCAAGGUGGAGGUGCAGACGCAGGUGCAGCGCGAGACGCUCGCCAACACGGCGGCGGCGGGCGCCGACGGCACUCCGCCGCCGCCCGAGGGGCUGGCCGCCGGCCAGACGCUCGACCGGAUCAUCCGGUACGAGCUGCGCGACGUCGGGAUCCACAUCCUGAUCUGCUCCGCCUCGUACAGCGACCGCGAGGGCACGCGCCGCUCCUUCCGCAAGUUUUUCAAGUUUGCGGUGCAGAACCCGCUCUCGAUGAAGUCGAAGACGCACUCGCUCAGCCACUCGGACGAGAUCCUGGUCGAGACGCAGCUGCAGAACGCGACGCCGCACCUCCUCUUCCUCGAGUCGGUCGCCUUCUCUCCCGCCGCCGCCUUUAGCUCCGAGCCGCUCACCGGCGAGCUGGCGGGUGGCGGCGCGGCGGAGGGCGGCGCGGCGGAGGGCGGCGCGGAGGGCGGCGGGGUCGCGGCCCCCGUGCCGGCGUUCGGCUCGAUGGAGUACCUCCGGCCGGGCGACACGCAGCAGUAUAUGUACCGCCUGACGCCGCGCGCGCGACCGAGCGCAGGCGGCAAGCCGGCGAGCGGGCUGGGCCGGAUGGAGGUGAUCUGGAAGGGGGCGAUGGGCGAGGCGGGGCACCUGCAGUCCAACCUGGUGCACCGCAAGUCGGCGCCGAGCAGGCCGCUCGACGUCGCCGUCGUGUCCGCCCCCGAGGCGGUCGAGCUGGAGGCGCCCUUCGAGCUGCGCUGCGUCGUCACAAACGCCAGCUCCAAGCCGCGCGAGCUGACGGCGCGGCUCGAGGCGGCGCUCGACCGGCCGAUCGUCGCGACCGGCGCGCUGCCGCGCUCGCUCGGCCUCCUCAAGCCGCAGACCUCCCUCCCCUUCACGCUCUCGCUGCUGCCGCUCGAGCCGGGCGUGCACGCGGUGUCGGGCCUGCAGCUGGUCGACGUGCAGACCGGUGAGGCGUUUGACGUCGGACCGCUCGCGCCGCUGCUCGUG
Messenger RNA from Emiliania huxleyi CCMP1516, 1254 nucleotides. RefSeq lists its product as hypothetical. The annotation marks the transcript as partial. The transcript has a single exon. The record is from RefSeq and is a predicted model, not a curated record. Lineage: Eukaryota; Haptophyta; Isochrysidales; Noelaerhabdaceae. Gene Ontology annotation, cellular component: TRAPPIII protein complex.